Messenger RNA from Ricinus communis (castor bean), 2148 nucleotides. RefSeq names its product alanine aminotransferase 2. Gene Ontology annotation, biological process: biosynthetic process. The record is from RefSeq and is a predicted model, not a curated record. Gene Ontology annotation, molecular function: pyridoxal phosphate binding; L-alanine:2-oxoglutarate transaminase activity. The transcript has 15 exons. The coding region runs from base 246 to 1850 and encodes 534 amino acids. NCBI's taxonomy places the organism in Eukaryota, Viridiplantae, Streptophyta, Magnoliopsida, Malpighiales, Euphorbiaceae.
GAACAGAGUCUGUGGGCUAACAGCAACCAGAAUUGAAAGGAAGGAAAGAAAAAAGAGGAGUGAACAAAAGCAACUCCUGUCUUCCUUUCUUGGAAAACAAGUUCGGUUUCGAGAAAACCGGGUUCUUCUCUCUUUCAAUAACAAUACAGACAACGCCCACGUCAAACAUCUUCGCCCUUUUUUCUCUCUCCUUUAUCACAAAAUUCGACAUCUGUGGUUAUAUGUAUAUAUAAAUAAGAGAGAAAAUGCGGAGAUUCGUGAUUGGCAGAGCUAAGAACCUCCUCAACCGCUCCUCUCAAUAUCAACCUAAACGUCAACAUCAAAGCUUUGAUCUUCCUGUGCCUUCUCAUUCACGUUUCUUAUCUUCGACUUCUGUUCUUGAUUUCCCUUCUUCUUCUUCACCUAUGGCUCCUCUCUCUCUUAAUACUAUUAAUCCGAAGGUUUUGGAAUGUGAAUAUGCUGUCCGUGGUGAGAUUGUCACCAUUGCACAGCGGUUACAAGAAGAGUUAAAGAGUAACCCGGGUUCUCAUCCUUUUGAUGAGAUUCUUUACUGCAAUAUUGGGAAUCCUCAGUCUCUUGGUCAGCAGCCGAUAACAUUUUUUCGAGAGGUUCUUGCAUUAUGCGAUCAUCCUGCUAUUUUGGACAAAAGUGAAACACAGGGUUUGUUCAGUGCUGAUGCCAUUGACCGAGCUUGGCAGAUUCUUGAUCAAAUUCCUGGAAGAGCAACUGGUGCUUACAGUCACAGUCAGGGUAUCAAGGGAUUACGUGAUACAAUUGCUGCUGGAAUUGAAACUCGUGAUGGUUUUCCUGCUGAUCCAAAUGAUAUUUUCUUGACAGAUGGCGCAAGUCCAUCGGUUCAUAUGAUGAUGCAGUUACUGAUUAGAUCAGAAAAGGAUGGAAUACUCUGUCCCAUUCCUCAGUACCCUUUGUAUUCUGCCUCAAUUGCUCUCCAUGGUGGCAGUCUGGUUCCGUACUAUCUUGAUGAAGCAACUGGGUGGGGAUUGGAAAUCUCUGAGCUUAAGAAGCAAUUGGAGGAUGCCAGGUCUAAAGGUAUUACUGUCAGGGCAUUAGUCGUAAUAAAUCCUGGCAACCCAACAGGGCAGGUUCUUGCUGAGGACAACCAGCGAGCAAUUGUAGAGUUCUGCAAGCAAGAAGGUCUUGUUCUUCUGGCAGAUGAGGUUUAUCAAGAAAACGUAUAUGUUCCAGAGAAGCAGUUUCACUCAUUUAAGAAGAUUUCCCGGUCUAUGGGCUAUGGUGAAGAGGAUAUAUCUCUAGUAUCUUUCCAGUCUGUGUCUAAAGGGUACUAUGGAGAAUGUGGAAAGAGAGGAGGUUAUAUGGAGGUCACUGGGUUUGCUCCUGAAAUAAGGGAGCAAAUAUACAAAGUGGCAUCUGUGAAUCUUUGUUCCAAUAUUUCUGGCCAAAUUCUAGCCAGUCUUGUCAUGAGUCCGCCCAAGGUUGGAGAUGAAUCCUAUGAUUCAUAUUCUGCAGAGAAAGAUGGAAUCCUGUCAUCCCUUGCAAGACGUGCAAAGACAUUGGAAGAUGCAUUCAGCAAUUUGGAGGGUAUCACAUGUAACAAGGCAGAAGGAGCAAUGUAUCUCUUUCCCUGCAUUCGUCUGCCUGAAAAGGCAAUUAAAGCUGCAGAAGCUGCGAAAAAAGCUCCAGAUGCGUUCUAUUGUCAGCGUCUUCUCAAUACAACUGGAGUAGUUGUUGUUCCUGGUUCUGGCUUUGGACAGGUUCCUGGCACAUGGCAUUUUAGGUGCACCAUACUGCCUCAGGAGGAUAAGAUUCCGGCAAUUGUAUCUCGCCUGUCGGAGUUCCACAAGGGUUUCAUGGAUGAGUUUCGUGACUGAGCGGAUUUGCUGCCUUAGCAAUCAAGAGAGUUGCACAAUAAGAUGUAUCCGGAAAUGUUAAAAACACAUAGAUUAACCAUGCCUUGGUGCAUUUUGUUAUUUCUGCCAAGGAAAUAGACAUUUUCCAUACUCCAUAUAGAGGUAGCAAGUGUUUUCUGUACUAUACGUAAAUCUGCCUGUCAAAGAGGAUACCUCUUUUUUGGACAUUCAACUCUUAUGAUCCUUAAAUGACUUCUAAAAGGGUAUGUAACUUUUUGUGAAAGGCUUAAUCGUUAAAUAAAUUACAUACUUUAUUAAA